GGAAGGCGUGUCAAAUUUUGCUGGGGCUGGUUUUACGCCCCUCGUCAAGGGCAGACUUGAGAUGGCUGCGGUGGGUACCGUACUGAGGUGCGGUUUUCGAGGAGCCCUGGCGUUGCCCCAGCAACAGCGGGCCUGGAGCUCUGGCGCCGACCAGCUUGGCGGGCUGGGCUCAGGUGCUGGGAAGGGCGGCGGCGGAGGCGGGAGCGUCCGUGAGUCUGGCGGGGCCUUUGGGAAGCGGGAAGCCGCCGCGGAGGAGCGCUACUUCAGGGAGAAAGGGAUAGAACAGUUGGCAGAAUUGAAAAAACAUCAUGAAGAUGAAAUACAUCAUCAGAAGAAAGAAAUAGAGCGCCUGCAGAAGGAAAUUGAACGUCAUAAGUACAAGCUCAAGAAGCUUACUGGUGAUGAUUAAGUAAAUUCAGUCCUUAUUGACGUGAGAUGUAUCUGGCAUUGCUUAAAAAUGGUGUCUGCUGACAUCCAAGGUCUUGCUCUUAUCACAGUGUGAAAUAAACAACUCACUCUCUUCCUGGUCA
Messenger RNA from Lacerta agilis (Sand lizard), 530 nucleotides. RefSeq names its product ATP synthase inhibitory factor subunit 1 (gene ATP5IF1). The transcript has 3 exons. Gene Ontology annotation, biological process: negative regulation of ATP-dependent activity. Gene Ontology annotation, molecular function: ATPase inhibitor activity. NCBI's taxonomy places the organism in Eukaryota, Metazoa, Chordata, Lepidosauria, Squamata, Lacertidae. The coding region runs from base 62 to 409 and encodes 115 amino acids. Gene Ontology annotation, cellular component: mitochondrion. The record is from RefSeq and is a predicted model, not a curated record.